Messenger RNA from Pistacia vera, 582 nucleotides. RefSeq names its product pectinesterase 3-like. Bases 1 to 582 code for a protein of 193 amino acids. Gene Ontology annotation, molecular function: enzyme inhibitor activity. NCBI's taxonomy places the organism in Eukaryota, Viridiplantae, Streptophyta, Magnoliopsida, Sapindales, Anacardiaceae. The record is from RefSeq and is a predicted model, not a curated record. The transcript has a single exon.
AUGGGAUCUUCAACCAGCAUUAUCUUCCUCUUCCCUCUAUCCCUUUGCCUCGCACUACAGCCUCUUCUAAUCGUUGCUCUUGAAUCCAAUAACAACACCCAAUAUGGUACGCAAAACGGCAGUUUACUAGAUAAAGUUUGCAAUCAAUCCAAGGACAAGGAGCUCUGUUUCUCGAGCUUUAAGACGAACCCUGAAAGCGAGAGAACUCAUGACCUAACGAGCCUUGCAAUGAUCGCGCUCAAUAUCACAUCUUCCAAUGCCUCAAAUACCUUGGAGUACAUCACGUUCUUACGCAAGAACUCGAGUUUAGAUCCUGUGAUUGAGCAGAGUCUCGAUGAUUGCACAGACAAUUACAUGGACGCGUCUGAGCAACUUGAUGACUCCGUUGCUGCUUUAACGGCAAAUGCAUAUAAAGAUGUGCGUGUUUGGGUGGAGGUAGCAAUUUCUGAUGCACAGUCAUGCGAACAAGGGUACACAACAACUUCUGGAAAGUCGUCGUGGCUGUUAACUCAUCACAAUAACAUCUUUCGCAAAUUAUGCUAUAAUCUUUUGCUCAUUAUGAAUCUCUUGGCUCAUAAGUGA